This is a messenger RNA of Pomacea canaliculata, 3900 nucleotides long. Its product is annotated as G patch domain-containing protein 3-like. Gene Ontology annotation, molecular function: nucleic acid binding. The transcript has a single exon. Gene Ontology annotation, biological process: negative regulation of RIG-I signaling pathway; negative regulation of type I interferon production; positive regulation of DNA-templated transcription. The record is from RefSeq and is a predicted model, not a curated record. Bases 139 to 1770 code for a protein of 543 amino acids. NCBI's taxonomy places the organism in Eukaryota, Metazoa, Mollusca, Gastropoda, Architaenioglossa, Ampullariidae.
CAUUUUGCUUUGAAUGAGCUGCGAAAGUAAUCUCUUCACUGAAUGCUCCCUUGGCAGGAAUGUGAAAGUUGUUUCCCCUGUUGAAUGAAGUACGUCUGUAGUACGUCGUUAUCCGUUUAAGUGUGUAUUUCUCCAAUAAUGGCACAAACUACGGCAGCUGAGGACACUGAAACGUUUGCGGUCAUCAACAACAUCCCUUCCAGCUACCAUUCAGCCGAUCUUAGAAAGUUUUUCUCACAGUUUGUAGAGUCAGAAGGUUUUCAGUGCUUUCACUUCCGACACCGUCCUGAACACCAGUCGGUAAGAAAAUCAGAUGGGGUGAGCUCAGAUUCCGAACACUCGAAAGAAACCAAACCCACUGAUAUAACAACAUACUGUUGUAUAAUAAAAGUAAAAGAGACAAGGUUUUUAGAACUUAUCAGAACGUAUCAUCAAAGGCACUGGCAAGAUCACAAUGGUGACUCGAUGCAAAACCGUUGCUUAAUUUCAAGAUUGAAGACAUCGUCUAGUUCCAUCCAACCAUCUCCAAGCUUGAAUCCAAGAACCGAAAGUUCAACAGCUGCAUACAUAACCCGGGGAGAAAGGAAAAGCAUUCCAUCUAACCGAGAAGUGUUUAGAGCAGAGGAUUUGUUGAAUCUUCCAGAACUUCGACCUCCGUCCAUAAUGCCAAAUGGAAAUGUUGGCACUCCGACUGCACAUUUUUUGAGACUGAUCAAUGAGUGUAGACUUCCUGCUUCAAUCAUAAAAAAACUGCAGUUAGAUUUUCCCAAAUCAAAAACAAAGGGAAAAUAUGGGAGUGUUCCCUUUGACUAUCAGACAAAGGGGAGUUCGUUUAUCAACAGUGACAGCUGCUCCAGUGCAUCUCAGUCUCUCUCAGGAGAAUCAAGAAAAGAUCAUAAAGCUUCCAGUGCGACACACACUAAAUUGAACAUUGAUUCAACAACUGAAACAAAUUUUCAUCUAGCAGGAGAAAAGGAAACACAAAGGGUUGAAGAACCAACUUACAAAAAACUGAGGCGAGAAAAGAAACUUGAGAGAAAGGCAACUAAAAGGCUAAUGGCAGAGAACAUUGAGGAGAAAAUGAUUGAUGCUGAGAAAGGUGGAUCUGACUCAGGGGAUGACAAUGACACAUGUGAGGAAUGGGAGCGACAUGAAGCUAUGUAUGAUGAUGUUACUAAUCAGGAAAGGAACAAGGAGCGAUUAUAUGAAGAAGAAAUGGAGAUUGUCUGGGAGAAAGGAGGGAGUGGCCUUGUCUUUUACACAGAUGCACAGUACUGGGAAGAAAAGGAAGGAGACUUUGAUGAACAAACAGCAGAUGAUCUAGAUGUAGACAUGAGUAUUUACUAUGAAAAAGGUUCUGGUGACAAAGAUAUUAGAGAUUUUGUUGACAUUCGUAGAGAACAAAGACGACGUAGGGGUGCAGAAGAGACAGACAGGUUCACAAUAGGUAUAGGAAAAUUUGAACUUUACACAAAAGGGUUUGGUAGGAAAAUAAUGGAAAAACAGGGCUGGAAAGAUGGUUGUGGGCUUGGAUCAUCAGUGCAAGGUAUGGCAGAUGCUUUGGAGAAUGAGGGACAAAAUCCACGCAACAAGAAAGGGCUUGGUUACCAUGGUGAGAAACUUGUGAGGUAUGCUCCAAAAAGGAGGAGAGAUGAAAGAAAAGUGCUGAUAUCCACUAUGUAUGACAGUCCUUCUCAGGCUGAUUCGCCUGAGACACUUCUGCGUAGGAAUGAUUUAAAUUACACUAAACUCAAAGGUAGGAUCAACUGACCAGUGCUUGUAAAUCAUGAGAAUGUGAUUGAUUGUAGAGCUGUACAUUGUUCAAGUAUUUAGCUGGUGACUAUGUGUGUGUCUAUAUAGAACAGACAGAUAUGCUGAUAUAAGAGCAGCUGAUAUAAGAACUUCAUAAAACUACAUUUUAACAGAGUAUGCUGUUUUCAUGGCUGUCUGAUUAUUACCUAUUUUCAUGUGGGUUUUUUUUUUAUUUUAAGCUCAGAAAUUUGAGCAGUAGUCUGUUCUUAUUAAUCAUAAACAAAAACAAGUUGUUUGCAGUUCUAUAAUUUCUUCAUAAGGGUUCAGACUAAUAACACUAACAUUCCUUGUGUACAUGCCAUAGAAAAAGAAAUAAUAUUUUAUCUUUCAGCUUUGAUGACAUAAUUUUGAGUUUAUUGAUUAAUGAUUUUUUUCUUGUGAAACAUUCUAGUUAAAAAAUCAUAUUUAAAUAUUAGUGUUUAUUAAAGUUAUGGAAUGGAAUAAGGAUUUAUAAAGAUUUGAUAAUUUGUUGGAAAAUUAUAAAGUUGAUUGAAUACUUCCGAAAUUUCUCCUUAGCUACAUUUUCAGUGUAAGCUAUGCAUAUAAUAUAUACUAGGAAAUGGUAAAAUGUGAUUAGUUUAAAAUAGCAAGCACUAUAUACCAUUGCUCCCAUAUGUCAUUGUCAACUACCCCAGUAACCUGUUAACCAGUCUCGUUCUGUAAAAUGUUUAUAUUUAUCCAGCUCACACAAAAUAUGUAAAAGUGAAAACUAAGGGAACUCUUUUCAAAAAGUUUUCUUCUUUUUUGAUCUGUGAUUAAUGGUGUUGCGAAUGUGAGGGAUGUACCAAGACCAUAUCAGUUCUUUGAUAUUCAUAUCUAUGCAUUAUACAGUCCUGCUAUUAUCUUGCUAACCUAGCCUCUUGCUGUACUUUGUAGCAGACUUCUCCCAAAGUAACCACUAGUUAUGGAUCAUCCUUGCCAAACGCUUGAUUUGAAAGAUGGCAAAAUCACAGGUUGAGACUAUGUAAGAACAGCUAGGAUGUGUUUGCUUCCGUAUGUUUAUGCUGUAUUGUAAUAAGCUGAAUCAUUUGCAUUUAAUUUGAGAAAUUAGUAAAUAUUGGUUUGUUGGUGUCAGUGCGUGUACAUGCAUACUUCGAGAACUUGUUAGUAAGCAUACAAGAGCAAAGUUUUUUUUUUUUUUUUUUUUAAAAAUUAUUUACACCUUAUAUUACUUGUAGUACAUGAAUUGGGAUGUGAUUUAGUCUAUUUGAAAUUUUGUUUCAAAAAGAGUGAAAUGCUGGUAACUGUUGAUACUCUGCUGGUCCAGUUAUUUCUGUUUUGGAAUUAGAAGAUGCAGUUCUUACAGAUUUGCAUUUUAUGUUGUGAACAUUAUGAAGUUAUCAGGCAAUGACACCAGCUGGCAGCAACAAUACUGGCAGUGCAUACAAAAAUUGGUGACACACUUUUCAUAACAAGAUAAUGAUGGUGGUGGUGAUGAAUGAGUCUUGUAACAUGCAGGUUUCCAUCAUACUGUUCAAAGUAUGGAGAAAUGUGCACAAAAAGGACAAAAUAAAAGGGUAGAAUUGGGAGGUUGUCAAAGGCUGUUUUCAACCUCUUGCAGAAGACUGCUGCAGAUGGCAGAGGGUUCCAUACAACAGGACCUGCGUUCUGGAAUACUCUGGUCUUAUGGAUGCAUUUUGUUAGUUUCUUCUGGAGUAGGAAUACAAAGGAAUUCACAAGCCCAAUUAAUCAGCAAUCAUAUACCUUCAGCCAAUAGACUAAGGUUGGUUGGUUGUUUUACACCGUGCCAGCAACUAAGGCUAUAUCAUGGCCGAUAUACUACGGAACAGUCCAGACCCAGUUACACAAGUUACUAUUUAUGAAUGUACAGCCAUGCAUAGAGCAUUCCAGACAACCACUCACUCAAAUGCUAUAACAUGCUUCAGUUAGAUAACAGAAAAGAUGUUUAGUAGGCAGUACACUUGUGAAAAAAAGUGAAGGUUUGCAUUUCCAGAAAAAGAGAAAGAUUAAUGCACUGUUUUCAACAGUACAUUUACAUUGUUGUAAAUAUUUGUAAUAACAUUUAUCUUGUAAGAUUAAUGCACUGUUUUCAACAGUACAUUUACAUUGUUGUAAAUAUUUGUAAUA